Molecule: messenger RNA, 1794 nt
Organism: Plasmodium cynomolgi strain B
Lineage: Eukaryota; Apicomplexa; Aconoidasida; Haemosporida; Plasmodiidae
Exons: 5
Coding region: 1-1794 (597 amino acids)
Biological process (GO): ribosomal small subunit export from nucleus; ribosomal small subunit biogenesis
Cellular component (GO): cytosol; preribosome, small subunit precursor; nucleus
Source: RefSeq, a predicted model, not a curated record
AUGAAGGGGGGAAGCGGUGGAGGAGUAGGACACAGUGGAGGAGCAGGGCACAGUGAAGCAGUAGGACGCAGUGAAGCAGUAGGGCGGAGUGGAGGUGGCUGCCGAAUCAAAAAGGUGACCUUCCGAGAGCCACCAGUAAUCUGUGAAUUUAGCGAAAACGAAAAGCAUGAGUUUGAUGAACCGUCUUGUGGAGAAGGUGCAGCUAAUGAAAUUUUUUUGGACGACACCGAGUUGUCAUCACUGAUGAAAAAUUUCGACCCGACAGAUUUUGGCAUUAAAGAAAAGCUAACUGAUAGUGAAAAGAAAAUACUCAUCAGGGAAAUUUACGGAAGACGAGGUGCAAACGGUGCGUUCUCUACGUCUCUAUCAAAUAAGAGGAAGGACAAGAAUAGUAUUAUCCUUAGGGAGGAAGAUCCACCACAGGAGCAGUCAAGGGGGACAGGAGGAGAAACAACCAGAUAUGCUAAUAUGCAAAAUGGAGGAAGUCAACGCUGGGAAGAAGCCAUAAAAAAUACAAGCGAGACGAACAACAAAACGGUGGAGGAGGAUCACUGUUACUUCCCAAAUGAUGGGUAUGACUAUGAACAACACUUAAAAACCAUAAGUCCCAAUUUUGUAAGUGCAAAUUCCAAAGGAGAGAAUAACCUUUUUGAGGUUAAGCCAACAGAUGAAGAAGAAAGAGAGCUAUUUAAAACGUUUGAAGUGGACAACUAUGAAGAGCUGAAUGAUAAUUUUGUGUACGAAGCGCAGGAUGUGAGUGGUGAGGAUAAGUUGGACGUGUCAAAGGAUCUCAUUUGGGGCACCCCUGACUGGAGUUUCCCCGUGGGUGGUGCUAGUGCCACUUAUUUGUCUGCCGAUCCGAUGCAGCUAAACCAGUUGGGAGAAAGCGAGGACGGAGCUACAACCGACGGGGGGAUUAGCGAUGCGAAGGAGGAGGAAGCUCGUUUGCCAAGAAAUCACCGCAUUCGUAGUGGUAGCAGUAGCGGCAGCAGUAGUGGAGAAAGCAGCAGUGGAGGAAGCAGCGGUGGCGGCCGUGGAGGUGGAAGAGGCAACCCGCACGAGAACGGAUACGUCAUCUUUGAUGAAGAUACACGCCCAAAAAUCUCCACAUGUGAGAAGAAAAAAGAUAAAGAUGCAAACACAGACAAAAGCGACCCGAACGCUCUAAAGCUGAGCGAUCUGGUCAAGCUGGAAAUGCAAAAAGUCGACAGCAAGAAUUUGAAUGAAAUAAAAAAUAUAGUUGACAAAAUCAAAAUUUUGCAAAUUUUGAAUUCACAAAAAGAGGAGGAAGGUCACCUUGGGAAGGGUGAUGGUGAGGAGGACUCCCGUUCGGACGCAUCUGGGGAGUUCUUUUUCUCCUCCUCCGAUGCGUCAUCCUCAUCAUUGUCAUACGAUUGCGAAACAAUCCUUACGACGAAGACCAACACAACAAACCACCCUUGCAAGUUAGUUAUCCCCAAGAAGGUCCCUACCCCCUCCUCUGCCAGCCCGCUGAUUAACCCUCUUCCUCACGGCAGUGCCAACCCGAGGAGGAGGGACAAGGAGAAGGAGAAAGUGGGCCAAGAGGCCAAACUGGAGAGCUACCUAGUCCUGGAAAAUAUAAACACCACGCGCGGCAAAAACGAAACCCCGGAAGAAAAGAGGGAGAGGAAGAAAUCCGUCAAGGAGGCGCAGCGGCUGAACCGGAAGUUGAAAAAGGAAAACGCGCUGCUGAUGAAGAGCGAGAAAAAAAUGAUGAACAAGAAGAGCAACCCCUUCGACAUCAGAGACAACGUCAAGUACAUUAAACUGUGA